UUAAGAACAAGAACAUAGUCAUUCGAGGUUAUCUGUCUGAAGUAAAGUGCUGUCAGGAAUACCGUUCUGCCAAUAUUGCGUGACUAGUAGUGAGUAAACCAUAGCAAAAAGUUUGGUCACAUUAUCAUUCCGUGAAAUUUAUAGUUUAUUCAAUAAUCACCCAUCAAGAUGCUCAUAUCUUUACUGAUCACAUUGACAUUCAGUUCGAUAUGCAGCGCAGCCCGUAUCUUAGCUCUGCUAACAGUCAACUCUCGUAGCCACUUCUUGGUGAUGGAGCCUCUUCUUCUGGAGCUUCACCAGAGAGGUCACCACCUUACCGUCGUCUCCAGCUUUCCUCACAAGAGACCGCUAGAAAACUAUACGGACAUCGAUUUUUCUUCUCAAUUUCCCCCGUUGAUUAGUGUUUUGACUCCAGACAUUUAUAGAAAGAAAAUAUCAAUGAUGUUUUUAGACAUAAACGUCGUAACUGGAAUUCAUAUGGCUGCUUGUGAACAACUAUUAAGAGACGAAAAGCUUUUGAAUCUUCAGAAUGAAACUUUUGACCUUGUAAUUGGCGAAAUAUUCGGCUCUGAUUGUUUUAACUAUAUUCCGUACAAAUUAAAAGCUCCGUUUAUCAGUUGGGUAAUCAGCCCUGUGUCGGCUUGGACUUCUGAUCGCACUGGGCUUCCGGACAACCCUUCUUAUAUACCAAAUUACUUUUUGGAGUACGGAUCUGAAAUGAACUUAUUUCAAAGAAUUUACAGCACUGUGUCUUUGAUUUGUGCUAAAAUGCUAUAUAACUACUACUCAGAAAUUCCAAGCCAUAGACUGGCUGAAAAUGUGUUCAAGGAGAAAUUGCCCUCCAUGGAUGAAGUAAAUCGUCAGACAUCCUUGGUAUUUGUGAACAGUCACUUUGUAUUUUCACAGAGUCGACCAUUUCCACCCAACGUUGUUGAAGUUGGAGGCAUCCACAUUAGGGGCACGCAACCUUUGCCUGAGGACAUAAAGUUAUUUAUGGACAGAGCAACACAUGGUGUGAUCCUGUUCAGUUUCGGGUCACUGGUGAGGGCCUCCUCGCUGCCUCCACGUGUAAUCCGCAUGUUCCUGGACGUAUUCUCGACUUUGCCACAAAGGGUUAUAUUCAAGUAUGAAGACGAGCUGGCUGAUACACCUCCCAAUGUAAUGUUAAAAAAAUGGCUCCCCCAAUUGGAUAUUAUAGCCCAUCCCAAUGUUAGAGCAGUUAUUUCACAUGGUGGCUUAGCCAGCACUACAGAAGCAGUGCAUUUCGGAAAGCCACUAGUGGCCAUACCUUUCUUCGGCGACCAGUUUCAGAACGCGAACAACGUAGUGCGCCAUGGUUGUGGCGUCUUGCUUGACAUAGCCAGUAUCUCAGAGCGUGACAUUUCGAAUGCUCUCGCGGCAGUUCUAAAUGACUCAAGAUACAAAGAUAACAUGAGGAGAUUGUCACAGCAGUUCCGAGACAGACCGAUGACAGCGCUGCAGACAGCAGUGUACUGGACAGAGUACGUCAUCAGGCACCAGGGGGCGCCACACUUGCGCCCAGCUUCUGUGAAUCUGCCGCUCUACCAGUACCUACUACUUGACGUCAUCGCUGUCCUCGUUACAUCCCUGAUUGUUAUGGUCUUUGUAAUAUACGGUUUUGUGCACUUUAUGUACUUACGCUUGAAAACAAUUACACAUCGAAUAAGAAUUUCUAAAAUCAAAAAGACUAAUUAGGCUAACAUAUUAUUUAAAUUCGUAAUUUUGUCUUCUUUUAUUGGUCCAAUUUCGUUGUUUCAUUAUUAGUUAUUAAUAUUAAUGCAUUACUAUGUACUGCAUAUUUAGCUUCAUUAUUCACACCAAACACAUUUUCACGCUUUUAAUUUAGCAAAGCGAUGAUGGCCAGUGUAAAUAAUUACAUCAAUUAUGAUUUUUAGUACUUUAUAAUUAAAUUCCAAUGUGACAAUUAAACAAUAAUAACAUGUUUAAGGUUACCUUGUAAGUUAUUGUAUCAUUCAUAUUGUUUUGCUUUUUACUACAUAUUUUAUAUUUAUAAAAUCUAAGAUAAUUUGCUACAGUUCAAGUAAAGGCAAAAAUUUUAAAGAUAAUUAAAAAAAUAAAUGUUUACAGUUAUUGUAAUAAAUCAUAGUAAUAAUGACUAAUCAGAUGAACAUAGAACUAAUAUUGUCAGUAUAACCACUGUUAGUAGUUAAUAAUCAAGUUAUCACAAUUACGGAUGGUAAGUAACAAAUGUUUAAAAACAUACAUGAGGUUUCCUCGCUCUAUUUACGGUUGUAGUAGUUUCUCGCCAUUAAAACUCAAUAAUUUCAUUGGUUAAGGUAAUGUUGUUAUUGAUAAACUACCUUAAAUCUGACAUAUUAUUUCAAUUUGCAAGUAAAUUAAAUUAUUAGCUUUGAAAUGCUAAAACAAGUCGUUAUUACUGUCAAGAAUGGUCAUUAAAAGUAGGAUGUUUUAUUGUACAGAUCAUAUGCAACUUUUACGUUUGUAACGCAAGACAAAACUGCAUUUUACAAUUAAAUUUGUACGUUGUUAAAAAAAAUGUUACGUUGUUACAUGGUGAAAUGCGUUUCUUGUGCUGGACACGCAUUUUUAUAGUCCUUUGGGAAUUAUCGUAUCGAUAUCUUAUAUUUCGUAGUUUAUUGCUUUAAAUGUGCUAAAUAUCACUAGUAAUAUACUGAUUGAUCAUUAUUACAACAAAAGAAUGAUGUUUCUUACAAUAUUGACACGAAUUACACAAAUACAAUAAAGUGUGAAGUGUAAAGUCAUGAAAGUGUAUGCAAUGUCCAAUGUGAUAUCUAUAGAACUACGUAACAUAUACUGUGUUUUUAAAAGUUUAAAAUUAUUACAUAUGUUUACUAAAAAUAAAAACGUUAAGUUAGUAAAAACCUACUUUAAAUUUAGUAAAUAUAUAGUUGUAUAGACUACUUUUAGAAAUAUUGAACGUUACUUAAUAUUACAAGUAAAAAUUGCCAAGUAAAGGUCAUUAAGUCGUGUUCAUACCAAUUCUCUUUGGUAAUGGUUUAUUAUUUUUUUUGUUUAAAAUUGUAUAGUAAGUUUUACAUGAAGAACAGUGAUUUAAUUUGUGUAGUUAAUAAUUUAUAAAAUAAGUAAUUAACUAAUAGCUUAAUUAAUUACUUACCUGAUUUUGUAAAUACAAAGAAGGCGUUUUCAAUUUA
Homalodisca vitripennis (glassy-winged sharpshooter) is the source of this 3176-nucleotide messenger RNA. RefSeq names its product UDP-glucosyltransferase 2-like. The transcript is spliced from 5 exons. Lineage: Eukaryota; Metazoa; Arthropoda; Insecta; Hemiptera; Cicadellidae. Bases 169 to 1716 code for a protein of 515 amino acids. The record is from RefSeq and is a predicted model, not a curated record. Gene Ontology annotation, molecular function: UDP-glycosyltransferase activity.